Molecule: messenger RNA, 2086 nt
Organism: Parasteatoda tepidariorum (common house spider)
Lineage: Eukaryota; Metazoa; Arthropoda; Arachnida; Araneae; Theridiidae
Gene: Alas
Product: 5-aminolevulinate synthase
Biological process (GO): erythrocyte development; hemoglobin biosynthetic process; heme biosynthetic process
Cellular component (GO): mitochondrial matrix; mitochondrion
Molecular function (GO): 5-aminolevulinate synthase activity; pyridoxal phosphate binding
Source: RefSeq, a predicted model, not a curated record
GUUCACCCUUAGUUCACCAAUUGCUUCAAGGUGAGGGCCCAAUGACGUAAACAAAGACCUAGUUGCGUAACCUAAACAAGUUUUUUUGACUUUAUCUCAUAUCGUUUAUGAAGAAGGAGUAUCAGCCAAUAAGGAUAUUGCUCUAUUUUAAUAUUUCACUUUCUUCUAAUAUUUAAACCCUUUAAUUCUAAAGAAUGUCUACUGCCACUGUGCUGAAUGCGGGUAAAACAUAUGUUUCAAACUUGAUUAUCUGAUUGAAUUUUAUUAUUAUUGAGACAACUGUUGAUUUCAAUUAAUAAUGAGGAGUGUUCGCCAUCUUGCUAAUGUGUCUGUACGGAACUGCCCAUUUCUUUCUGGGUUGAGCCCCUUAUAUUUGAAAAACUAUGGAGCUUCGAUAAUGAAAAUGUAUGGGGAUAAAUGUCCUUUUAUGCGACAUUAUGCAUCUGCUUCCAACUCUGAUGGUACAGGCUUUGAAGGGAAUUUACAUUUCGGUACUUUUUGGUUGGCCAAGCGAACUUCGCUAUUAGAUGAACUACAGUCAAAAAUUGUGCCGCCUCCUCAAGUAGCAGAAGAGAUCAAAAAAAAAUUUCCCGUGAGCAAAUGUCCUUUUAUGGAGAAUGAAAAGCCUACUGUGAAAGCUGUAAGCAUUGAUGAUGCUAUCAGUUCGGGAAAGAAAGAGAAACUUUCUGAUCACUUUCAAUAUGAAGACUUCUUUCUUGAAAAAAUUGCAAAGAAAAAAGAAAACCAUUCUUAUCGGAUUUUUAAAAAGGUUAAUCGCUUAGCCAACAAUUUUCCAUGUGCUAAUGAAUACACAGAUUCUAAAAAAGAGAUAAUCGUUUGGUGCAGCAAUGACUAUCUCGGGAUGAGUAGUCAUCCAACUGUUAGGAAAGCUGUUAUUGAUGCAGUUAUUGACCAUGGAGCUGGUAGUGGGGGUACAAGAAAUAUUUCUGGUAAUUCUACAUCCCAUGAAGAGUUGGAGAAAGAGUUGGCAUCUUUACACCAAAAGGAAGCAGCUCUAAUUUUUACUUCAUGCUAUGUUGCCAACCAUUCAACGCUUUAUACUUUAGCUAAACAUUUGCCAAACUGCCAAUUAAUUAGUGAUGAAGGCAAUCAUGCAUCUAUGAUUCAGGGUAUUAGAGACAGUGGUGUUCCUAAACACAUAUUCAAGCAUAAUGAUCCUGAAGAUUUGGAGAGAACGCUAAAGACUAUUGAUCCUAAUAUUCCCAAGAUUGUUGCAUUUGAAACAGUUCAUUCCAUGACAGGUGCUGUUUGUCCUUUAGAAAAGUUAUGUGAUAUUGCUCACAAAUAUGGAGCUUUAACAUAUGUUGAUGAAGUGCAUGCUGUUGGAUUAUAUGGUCAAAAUGGUGCUGGCAUUGGGGAAAAAGAGGGUGUACUUCAUAAAAUGGAUAUAAUUAGUGGAACUCUAGGAAAAGCAUUUGGAAACAUUGGUGGUUAUAUUGCAGGCUCUGCAAAUAUUGUUGAUAUGAUUCGAAGUUAUGCUGCAGGUUUUAUUUUUACAACUUCUUUGCCUAUUACAGUUUUACGGGGAUCCUUAGCAGCUAUAAAGAUACUGAGAAGUGAUGAAGGUAGAUUGUUGCGGGUAAAACAUCAAGAAAAUGUUAAAUAUCUUCGGACAUCUUUGCAGAAAGCCGGAAUUCCUGUUGUGCACUGCCCUAGCCAUAUAAUUCCAGUUCAUGUAGGAAAUCCUUAUUUUUCAACUAAAGUUAGUAAUGACUUAAUUGAAAGAUAUGGUCAUUAUGUUCAGGCUAUAAACCAUCCCACUGUUCCUGUGGGUGAGGAGAAACUUAGAAUCGCCCCAACUCCUUUCCAUACUGUUGAUUUAAUGGACAGGUUUGUGGCCGAUUUAGUUGACACUUGGAAAUACGUAGGAUUGGAAUUACGUCAUGAUUUCUGUAGCCAGGAGUGUGACUAUUGCAAGAAGCCUCUUUACUUUGAAGCCAUGGAAUCAAGAGUCUAUCCUUGCGGAGGAUUGGGUGAAUGUCCUCAAAUUGCAGUCCAUUAAAAUAUACAUUUUAUAUAUUGUUGAAAAAUGAGAUAUAUAUAAAUAAAUAGAUUUUAUGACUUA